Molecule: messenger RNA, 1491 nt
Organism: Dacryopinax primogenitus
Lineage: Eukaryota; Fungi; Basidiomycota; Dacrymycetes; Dacrymycetales; Dacrymycetaceae
Exons: 11
Coding region: 1-1491 (496 amino acids)
Source: RefSeq, a predicted model, not a curated record
AUGGAGCAGGAGGAGGCAAAGGGGGCUGUUGCAGUAGAGGCUGCAGUAGUGGUGGAUGUCAUGGAAAAGAAAGAGGAUAAACCAAAACAUCCGAAGCCACACCAGAUUUUUCAGAAGACUGCAACCAUGUCACCCCCAAACAAUUCCGAUGAGGUGGAGUUCAUGGAUAAUGUGCCACCUGGGAGAGCAACAGAACAGUUAGCAACUUUCAUGCCUAGAGUGCAUCCUCCCCAAGGUAGGGGGAACACCAUGGAGUCUGAUAUGGUAGAAGUUGUUGUCCCUCAGAGGGUCAUGGUGAAACCCAUCUGCCCCAUAAAUACAAAGGCCAGCAAGAGCAUGAAGAACAAGGGGAAGGCCCGGCUGAGCACAUGGAAUGCACCUGAGCUGACAAAUCGAUUGGCAAAAGGUUUUACACUCAAGGCCAAGCCAACAACUGUUGCCAAAGGGUUCCAGCUCUUGUGGACCUUGUACAGUUUGUGGUGGGAAGUUGCUCUGCUCAAGUGCAAAGAGUGUGCCAAGGAGGACAAACGCAAGGGCCAUGUUGUCAGGAAGACAAAUAGUUUGGCCAAGGUCCCCAAUGAAGGCAGGGAAUGGCCCAAGGUUGUGAAGCCUGCCAAGUGGGAACAAGUCUGUGUGUUGCUCAGACAAGCAUCUUCCUGGCUCCUCAUGGCCAGUACUGCCAUGAACGAGUGGGUGAUGGAGAUCUGCCUUAAUCAAGCCAGCCUCAUGUUUGUGCUCAACACCAGCCAUGAUGAAAUCUUGUAUGUUCAUCUGCCCUGCAAGGAUACUUUUGCCCCCAUGGGCAUGCAAUAUGAGAUGAACUUGGGCACUGUCAAGCUGAUCAACAAAGGCAUGAAGAAGUGCAAGGCCAAAGAUGAUGAUGCCAGUACUUUGCAGGACAUCAAGAAGGCAAAGCUCAUGGAACAUUCUGGCUGGAGUACCAGUGUGCCAGCAGAACUGAUCUACUUGUCAAGUGAUGAGGAAGAGCCUCCAUAUGAGGAGGAGUCGCUGGGAGCUGGGACUGAUGAGGAUGAGGGGCCAAAUUCAGGGUUGGUUGGAGACAGAUGCGGACAAGGCCACCCCAUAAGUCAUAGUAUUGGUAUUUGUGUGAUUGAGAGGUCAUCUGACUUGUCUUUUUACUUCAGUAAUAUGUAUGGCAGUGAGGGUUUGACUCCCUCUGCAGGGAACUUCAGAAUUGUGGUCCCCUCUGGGGAUGACAUCAGAGAAAGCAAGAAGUCAAGGGUAUUGGCACGUUGGGAUAUACUGGGGUAUUGUGGGGUUGGCAGGGUCAUCCUCAAUGCCAAAACAGUCAUGGUAUGCUAUAUUGAGGAAGGCUUGGAAAGCUGGGUCAAGGAAAUUGAGGACCAACUUGCAGAGGUGGUAAGGCAGCAGGCAAAACGCUGCAAUGGCAUACCUUCUGAUGCUACCAUCAAGUUCAGAUAUCAUGUACGAUUUGCAUUCAUUAUGGCAGAUGACAACAUAGGGGCCUAA